Molecule: messenger RNA, 1706 nt
Organism: Prunus mume (Japanese apricot)
Lineage: Eukaryota; Viridiplantae; Streptophyta; Magnoliopsida; Rosales; Rosaceae
Product: Tetratricopeptide repeat (TPR)-like superfamily protein
Biological process (GO): RNA modification
Molecular function (GO): protein binding; RNA binding
Source: RefSeq, a predicted model, not a curated record
UCAUCGUAGCGUAGACGGUUGAUUUGAUUUGAUGCCUGCAAUUUCCAACCCAACAAGGCAAUCAGAUUCACACACACAUGACCUCAUUACAACGCUUCAUGAUUCGGCGUUGCAGAAUUCAAGGACCCAACAACACCGCCAUUUCAUUUGCAGACCAUCUUCUCACCCGAAGCUUCUUCACUACAAGUACUGUAAAUUUGGAUGCCCAACCCAAUCUCCAAGCUUCAACAACUAGCCAAGACGACCCAGCAAAAAUAAUUGCAACCCAGUUGUCAAAUUGCACUACCUUACAAGAAUUGAAUCAAAUUUAUGCCCAUGUUAUCAGAACCCACUUGUUACAGCUUUACACAGCCCCAUUUCACUGGAACAACAUCAUAAGGUCGUACACUCGACGAGAUGCUCCAACCAAGGCAAUCUUUGUUUACCUUGCUAUGUCUCGUUCUGGUGUUUUGCCUGAUUGUUACACCCUCCCCAUUAUUUUGAAAGCCCUCUGUCAACUUUUUGCUGUAGAGAUUGGUAGGCAGCUUCAUUCCGUCGCUCUAAGGCUGGGCCUUGACUCCAAUGAGUACUGUGAGAGCGGGUUUAUAAACUUAUACUCAAAGGCGGGAGAAUUUGAAAAUGCACGCAAUAUGUUUGAGCAAAACCCCGAGAGAAAGUUGGGUUCUUGGAAUGCCAUCAUUGGAGGCCUCUCACAAGGUGGGCGUGCAAAGGAGGCGAUAGACACGUUCAUGGAGCUCAGGAAAUGUGGGUUCUUGCCGGACGAUGUGACCAUGGUUAGUAUCACAUCAGCUUGCGGUAGUUUAAGUGACUUAGGCUUGGCUCUUCAAUUGCAUAAAUGUGUUUACCAAGCUAAAAACGUGGAUAAAUCGGAUACCUUGAUGUUAAAUUCGAUUAUAGACAUGUAUGGGAAAUGUGGGAGAAUGGACUUGGCUUAUAGGGUGUUUUCAAGGAUGGAGCAACAAAACGUAUCGUCGUGGACAUCUAUGAUCGUGGGUUAUGCAAUGCAUGGGCAUGUGAACGAAGCACUUGAAUGCUUUCGGUGCAUGAGAGAGGCAGGAGUGAGACCAAAUCAUGUGACCUUCGUUGGGGUACUCAGUGCAUGUGUUCAUGGUGGGACUGUGCAAGAGGGGAAAUUUUACUUCGACAUGAUGAAGAAUACAUACGAGAUAAUGCCCCACUUGCAGCAUUAUGGAUGCAUGGUGGAUCUUCUUGGCAGAGCGGGAUUGCUCGAGGAGGCGAGAAAAAUGGUUGAGGAGAUGCCAAUGAAGGCAAACUCGGUAGUCUGGGGCUGCCUGAUGGGUGCCUGUGAGAAACAUGGGAACGUUAAGAUGGGGGAGUGGGUGGCUAAGCAUUUGCAAGAAUUAGAACCUUGGAAUGAUGGGGCUUAUGUUGUUUUGUCUAAUAUAUAUGCCAGUAGAGGUUUAUGGAAAGAGGUUGAGCAGGUACGAUUGAGUAUGUAUCAGAGAAAACUCGCUAAGGCUCCUGGUUAUAGCUUGUCAACAAGUGCAGAUUGACAUUCGUGUAUCAUAAAUGUGCCUGGCAUUUUCCAAGAAUGAGCUGAUAUAAAUGCAAUUCUUUUUACACAUCUGCACAACGUUCCCGUGAAGGAGCAAUUUUUUUUUAUUUCCCAGAACCGGAGUUGUUCAUCAGUUAUUCAAAUUUUGUGCAAGGUGCAAAGAGUAACAGAUGCACACCUUUCCAAAUGU